This is a messenger RNA of Malus domestica (apple), 1370 nucleotides long. Its product is annotated as probable CDP-diacylglycerol--inositol 3-phosphatidyltransferase 2. NCBI's taxonomy places the organism in Eukaryota, Viridiplantae, Streptophyta, Magnoliopsida, Rosales, Rosaceae. The record is from RefSeq and is a predicted model, not a curated record. Gene Ontology annotation, molecular function: CDP-diacylglycerol-inositol 3-phosphatidyltransferase activity. Gene Ontology annotation, biological process: phosphatidylinositol biosynthetic process. Gene Ontology annotation, cellular component: membrane; Golgi apparatus.
AAAAAAAUAAAUUUUUAAAGAAAAGAAAAAGGAAUAACCAAGGCAAACACCUUCUUCUUACAAUAAUCGAAUCGAAGCCGGGUGCAAAAGCAGUGAUCGGAUCCGAAGUUGAUGUGGGCAAGCCAAGUAUCCGAGUUAUCGACCUCCAUACUUCAUUUCAAUUAGGGCUUUUGCCUGUCGAGAGAGACUCGGAGAGAAAGGGGAAUCGGAAUCGGAUUCGGUGUCUUAGGGUUAGGGCUUGCAGUGAUUAUAUUGUGAUCUCCGCCGCCGAGUCCGAAAGGAGAAACCCCAGAAGGGGCAAACAUUUAUUCGGUAAUCCAAUGCAUUUCGUGUAAUUUCAAGUUGAUUAAGGUAGUUCUCCAAUGGCUAAGAAAUCUGUAGCUCAACGAAGGCUAACGAAACUCGAUGUCUAUCUUUACAUACCCAACAUUAUUGGGUACAUAAGGGUUCUUAUGAACUGUUUUGCCUUUGCCCUAUGCUUCUCCAACAAGAAGCUUUUCUCUGUUCUCUAUUUCGUCAGCUUUGUCUGCGAUGGGGUAGAUGGUUGGUGUGCUCGCAAAUUCAACCAAGUUUCUACCUUUGGAGCUGUUUUGGACAUGGUAACAGACAGGAUAAGCACUGCGUGUCUCUUGGUAGUACUUUCACAAGUUUACCGGCCUGGCUUGGUUUUCCUCUCAUUACUUGCCUUAGAUAUUGGUAGCCACUGGCUGCAGAUGUACAGUACUUUUCUGUUAGGCAAGGCUAGUCACAAAGAUGUGAAAGACAGCACUAAUUGGCUUUUUAAAGCAUACUACGGAAAUCGGAUGUUUAUGGCUUACUGUUGUGUGGCAUGUGAGGUCCUUUAUAUAAUUCUAUUUCUUCUUGCAAAGAACGAAACUGAGAACUUGAUUGAUGUUUUAACGGGGCUUGCAAAGCAUAUUACACCACUUUCUGUUCUAGUUGGUUUGAGUUUAUUUGGAUGGGCAGUCAAACAAGCAGUGAAUCUUAUACAGUUGAAGACAGCAGCAGAUGUGUGUGUGCUUCAUGAUAUCAACAAAAAGCAAAGCCCCUAAUGCACAUCAACUUCUAUGACCGGAGGCGCAUUCUACGUUCAGCUUCCUGCUCAGUUCACGUCGAAAUAUGUUGCUGCAGCGGAUGAGAAUGCCUUGUAAUUUCUUUUCUUUUGUUGAUUUGUACGUUUUUUUCCCGAAGUUAACUACACAAAAAUUAGACAAAUUUGACGUCUGUUGUUAACAUUAAAAGAAAAAAAGAAGUUAAAAAGGGCAUUUUCCGAUCUUGUCAAGUUUUCCGCCCUAUUUCCUAUUUCGUAUGUUUCGUGUUCUAAUUAGUCUGUCGUACGAUAUGAAUCCACUCUGCAAACUAUUUUGUAA